AUGGCUGAAAAGUUUCGAUUACCUGCUAGAUAUGGAGCCGGUGAAAAAAGCGUAUGGGUUGAAUAUAUACAGUUGGCAGCUGAUUACAAACCAGCAGUCAACCUGGGUCAGGGAUUUCCAGAUUACCAUGCCCCCAAACAUGUAACAAAGGCUUUAGCUGACAUUGCCCUGGGGGAUAAUCCCUUGCUCAUGCAGUACACUAGAGGCUUUGGGCAUCCAAGACUGGUACAGAAUUUGUCAAAAGUAUAUUCACCAUUAAUUGGUAGACAAUUGGACCCAUUCAAUGAAAUUUUGGUGACUAGUGGUGCUUAUGAAGCUCUUUACUCUGCAAUAUUAGGUCAUGUGGAUACUGGAGAUGAGGUUAUUGUUAUAGAACCAUUUUUUGAUUGCUAUGAUUUCAUGAUAAAAUGUGCUGGUGGUGUGCCAAAGUUCAUAGCACUAAAACCUAAAACGAUAAAAGAGAACAUGACUUCAGCGGACUGGGUACUCGACGAGGCGGAACUCGCGUCACUGUUUACUAAUCGCACCAAGAUGCUGAUACUGAACACUCCGCACAAUCCCCUGGGCAAAGUGUUCACACAUGAAGAGUUGGAGAUCAUCGCUGACCUGUGCAAGAAGCACGAUGUGCUGUGCAUCUCCGACGAGGUCUAUGAGUGGAUGGUCUACGAGCCCCAUAAGCAUAUUAGGAUAGCUACUUUACCUGGCAUGUGGGAGAGGACCAUAACGAUCGGCUCCGCCGGGAAGACCUUCUCGGUUACCGGCUGGAAGAUCGGCUGGGCCUACUGCCCCCCCAACCUGAUGAGGAACCUCCAGGUCGUUCACCAGAACUGUGUUUACACCUGCCCCACGCCGACGCAGGAGGCGGUGGCGCGGUCCUUCGAAGUGGAGAUGGCUCGCAUCGGGACGCCAGAGUGCUACUUCACUUCGCUGGCGCUCGAGCUGCUGCCGAAGAGGGACUUCUUGGUGAGGACCCUGAGGGAGAACGGGUUCAACCCCACCGUUCCAGACGGCGGUUACUUCGUGGUCGCCGAUUGGACCAAACUAGGCAAUAAAAUCGAUCUGUCGUCGGAGAACGACAAAUACAAGGACUACCGCUUCACCAAGAAGUUCGCCAAGGAGGCGGGUGUGCUCGCAAUACCACCCAGCGCCUUCUACUCAGAGGGGCACAAGAGUCUUGGCGAGAACUUCGCGCGGUUCUGCUUUAUUAAGAAAGACGAGAAUCUCGCCUUAACCGAAAAAUUACUCAGGGAGUGGAACGCGAAGAAA
Iphiclides podalirius (scarce swallowtail) is the source of this 1266-nucleotide messenger RNA. The record is from the annotation of a GenBank genome assembly. NCBI's taxonomy places the organism in Eukaryota, Metazoa, Arthropoda, Insecta, Lepidoptera, Papilionidae.